Molecule: messenger RNA, 1733 nt
Organism: Eriocheir sinensis (Chinese mitten crab)
Lineage: Eukaryota; Metazoa; Arthropoda; Malacostraca; Decapoda; Varunidae
Exons: 6
Biological process (GO): L-alanine transport; amino acid transmembrane transport
Cellular component (GO): vacuolar membrane
Molecular function (GO): L-alanine transmembrane transporter activity; L-proline transmembrane transporter activity
Source: RefSeq, a predicted model, not a curated record
UACCCCUUCGCCCCUUCACCCCUCUCCUGUACAGGGUGGGCGGGGCUGCCGCUGAUGGCGGUGCUCUGCCUGGCGGUUGGGUUCGCGGGCACUCGGCUGGGCAUGUGCUGGGUGUUGCUGGAGCACCGCUGGCCGCAGUACCGCGCGCCCUGCCGCCAACCUUACCCGGCCAUCGCCCGCCGCGCCCUCGGCAUCCCGGGACAGUGGGUGGUGGUGGUGGCCCAGACUCUGACGCUGGUGGGGGUGACGGCGGUGGUGCUUAUCCUAACCGGGGACCUCCUGGCCUCCCUGGCGACUCCCCUGCUCUCCCCCUGCCUCUGCACUGGGGUCGUGGCAUGCCUGCUGCUCCCCGCGUCUUGGCUGGCCACACCGAAGGAUUUUUGGUUCGUCUCCGUGGCAGGUGUAGUGGUGACGGUGCUGCAGUGUGUGGUGGUGGUGGUGACGACGGCGCUGGAAGGCACACCAUCUCCCGACCCCUCCAUCACCACCAACACUACCUUCACAAACACCACCAACACCACCAUCACGAUCUAUCCUUUCUACACGUCCCCGUCCCUCUCCUCCUUCUUCCUCGGCUUCGGAACCAUCCUCUUCUCCUUCGGGGGCGCCUCCACCUUCCCCACCAUCCAGAACGACAUGGAGGACAGGACUCGCUUCCCUGUCAGUGUCACCAUCGCCUUCCUCGGUAGGACACAACCCUUUGCCUUCCCACAUAUCCAAAAAGAUCAUGUAGGCUUUCCUCCCUCACUUAAUGGGGCGGCCGUGACAACUGUGAGGGUCUUUCUCUUCGUCCACCUGCUCUUCGCCUUCAUCAUCCUCCUCAACCCGGUGGCCCAAGGCGCGGAGGAGCUGCUCGGCGUUCCUCAUGCGUUUGGGUGGCGGCGGUGUGCGGUGCGGAGCCUGCUGGUGGCGGUGGAGGUGGUGGUGAGUCUCCUCGUGCCAGACUUCCAGGCGGUGCUCAACCUGGUGGGCGGCUCAACCAUCGCUCUCAUGUCCUUCGUGCUGCCGCCCCUCUGUUACCUCCGCCUCAGCGACGCACCAGACGACUCGGGACGCCCCCACAGGGUUGUGGGGGCGUGGGAGCGUGUGGCGCUGUGGGGCGUGGCAGUCGUGGGCGUGGCGGGUGGCCUCGUUACUACCUACACGGCCGCGUCGGUGCUGGCGUCCCCGGCGGUGCAGCAGCGCUCGUGCUUUUAGUAGUCAGGGCUUUGCGGGGCCGGGCUUGUGCUGCCGGUGUGGUGUCAUCUGUCAUCUGGUAUCCUAUAUAAGACAUCCCAUACUUAAUUUCGCAUCGCGGAACCCAAUCUUUACUAUCACAGAGUAACUAAGUGAAGCAUCUAAGUGUAAAAACAGUACCAAGGAGGUCAUAAAAAUAGAUGCAAAGCAGAACAGGUCACAAGAAGAAGAAGAAGAGUGAUUAUUGAUAUCCUAGUUAUAUACAUACAUACGUCAUCAUUUGCUUUCAUAAUAAUAUAAAUAAACUUGGGUGGGACAGAUCCCAACAAACAGUCGACAAAAGACACGGUACCAUGUCGAGAUUGAUGUAUGUAUUCAGGAUGGGAUGUCUCACGAUCUUGGGAUGUCUCAUGACACCACACCGGGGCUCGGAGGCUGACCGCCGCCUAGCCUGGCUGGCUGACUGGCACUCACCGGUAUAGCAAAGUUGGGUUGUUUGAAUUUAUUAAGCCAUAAGUUUAUUUAACCUUGUUUUCUAAAUAAAUUAUGUUGAUUUU